Messenger RNA from Armigeres subalbatus, 843 nucleotides. RefSeq lists its product as uncharacterized. The record is from RefSeq and is a predicted model, not a curated record. Bases 1 to 843 code for a protein of 280 amino acids. NCBI's taxonomy places the organism in Eukaryota, Metazoa, Arthropoda, Insecta, Diptera, Culicidae. The transcript is spliced from 4 exons.
AUGGAAGUCAAGCGCAUACGGGUUACCAACCGGAAGCAAUUUAACUUGCUGGUUGACCGGAUGAGCGAGAAUCCUUCGGUAGCAAGAGGGCAGAAGUAUUGUGAGGCGGCUGGAGUAAACCGGCAAACCUAUGACGAUGUUUGGAAGGAUCUGGCAAAUGGCCUUAACAGUUUAGGUCCACCAACCCGGGCGGCCAAAGACUGGCAGAAGGUAUGUCAAUUGAAAAUCAUGUUUGGAUGCGGCGUCAAAAGCAAGUUGGCCCAUAAUAAACGCGAGGCCAGAUCAACCGGUGGCGGGCCGAACAACAUCAAGGUGUUGUCACCAAUCGAAGAGGUGGUGGUAAACUUGUUAUCGUUGGAUAAAUUGGUUAAUCCCUCUGGUGCUUCAUUCGGUUUACCCACUUCGGUGCCAAGCACGAGCAUGCCGGGACCCAGUCGGCCUCGCGAAACACCUUCACCGCCAGGUUCGCCAAUGUUUUCAAGCACCCAGGAAGCAGGGUGUAUUGUCGAAGAGGAAGAAGUGGACGAUAAUGAGAAUGCGGAGAUGACUCGAAACGCCUGUACUUCCCGAAGAAAGCGCAAACAUCCCGAUAACAGGGAUGUUCGCCAAGAACUACUCCUAGCACAAACGGAAGGCAUCAAAAAGAUUGUGGAGAAUACCGGGGAGUGCGCCAGGUAUGCCCGCAAAAUGUUCAAGCUGCGGGAGGAUGAAGCGAAGCAGCGGCGGGCAUAUUUGCUCCAAAAGGAGAAGGACAGGAAGGCUGACUUGGAAUUCAAACUACAAUUACUGAAAUACAAACAAAAAAAACUGGAGCUUCUGGAGCGCCAAAUGAAAAAAAAGUAA